GUAAUAGAUUCCAGCAGCUGGAGGGUAUUUAGCUGGAGCCACAUCCUUGCUCCUAUUACAAGCAGUCACACCCUCCAGCUCUCAGAGAUACACUGCAUUGAGAGACACUCCCUCACUGCUGGUCUAAUCUACAAGAACUGAAAGUCAUCCAGUGAUCUGCCUGAUCUCAUAGCAGUUAGAGGUAAGAGCAAUGCUCCCUUCUAGGUAGAUCAGAACAUAUUGGAGGCAAGUCUUCUAUAAUGCCCCGUAGGAAGUUACAGAGGGGUUCAAGGAUAAGUACAUGUUGAGGGUUUAUCUAAAUCACGGGAGCAGUGUGAAGGUAGGAGAAAUAACCCCAGGCACCCAGCAAGUUACUGGGACACAUGGGGGCAAAUCUCAUUUAAGGAGCAGAAAUUAAUAUGUCUGUUACUCGCAGGGGAGAUGGGAUCAGGGUAAGGUUAUUGUGUAUUAUAACUACAGCUAAUAGGCUAUUGGGGUCCCCUGUCUCCCUGCACACUGUGUAUUAUAACUGCAGCUAUUGGGGUCCCCUGUCUCCAUGCACACUGUAUUAUAACUGCAGCUAUUGGGGUCCCCUGUCUCCCUGCACACUGUGUAUAACUGCAGCUAAUUUUUCUGCCAUCAUUAUUACUGGAGGGUCCCUUUAAUUUCCUCACAGAUUGCAACAGAACAUGUAAUAGAUAUGGACCCAUUCUCUUUAAUAUUUGUAUUAGUGAUAUUGCAGAAGGUCUUGAUGGUAAGGUAUGUCUUUUUGCUGAUGAUACUAAGAUAUGUAACAGGGUUGAUGUUCCAGGAGGGAUAAGCCAAAUGACAAAUGAUUUAGGUAAACUAGAAAAUGGUCAGAAUUGUGGCAACUGACAUUUAAUGUGGAUAAGUGCAAGAUAAUGCAUCUUGGAUGUAAAAACCCAAGGGCAGAGUACAGAAUAUUUGAUAGAGCCCUAACCUCAACAUAUGAGGAAAGGGAUUUAGGGGUGAUUAUUUCUGAUGACUUAAAGGACCACUCUAGGCACCCAGACCACUUCAGCUUAAUGAAGUGGUCUGGGUGCCAGGUCCAGCUAGGGUUAACCCAUUUUUUCAUAAACAUAGCAGUUUCAGAGAAACUGCUAUGUUUAUGAAUAGGUUAAGCCUUCCCCUAUUUCCUCUAGGUGGCUGUCUCAUUGACAGCCACUAGAGGCGCUUGCGUGCUUCUCACUGUGAUUUUCACAGUGAGAGCACGCAAGCGUCCAUAGGAAAGCAUUGUAAAUGCUUCCCUAAGCGACGGCUGAAUCGCGCGCAGCUCUUGCCGCGCGUGCGCAUUCAGCCGGCGGGGCGGAGAGGAGGAGGAGAGAAGGAGGAGAGCUCUCCGCCCACGCUGGAAAAAGGUAAGUUUAAACCCCUUUCCCCCUUCCAGAGCCGGGCGGGAGGGGGUCCCUGAGGGUGGGGGCACCCUCAGGGCACCAUAGUGCCAGGAAAACGAGUAUGUUUUCCUGGCACUAUAGUGGUCCUUAAGGCAGCCUGACAAUGUAAUAGAGCAGCAGGAAAUGCUAGCAGAAUGCUUGGUUGUAUAGGGAGAGGUAUUAGCAGUAGAAAGAGGAAGUGCUCAUGCCAUUGUACAGAACACUGGUGAGACCUCACUUGGAGUAUUGUACACAGUACUGGAGACCGUAUCUUCAGAAGGAUAUUGAUACCUUAGAGAGGGUUCAGAGAAGGGCUACUAAACUGGUUCAUGGAUUGUGGGAUAAAACUUACCAGGACAGGUUAAAGGAUCUUAACAUGUAUAGCUUGGAGGAAAGACGAGACAGGGGGGAUAUGAUAGAAACAUUUAAAUAUAUAAAGGGAAUCAACACAGUAAAGGAGGAGACUAUGUUUAAAAGAAGAAACUACCACAACAAGAGGACAUAGUCUUAAAUUAGAUGGGCAAAGGUUUAAAAAUAUCAGGAAGUAUUACUUUACUGAGAGGGUAGUGGGUGCAUGGAAUAGCCUUCCAGCUGAAGUGGUAGAGGUUAACACAGUAAAGGAGUUUAAGCAUGCGUGGGAUAGGCAUAAGGCUAUCCUAACUAUAAGAUAAGGCCAGGGACUAAUGAAAGUAUUUAGACAAUUGGGCAGACUAGAUGGGCCGAAUGGUUCUUAUCUGCCGUCACAUUCUAUGUUUCUAUGUAGAUUCCAGCAGCUGGAGGGUAAUUAGCUGGAGCCACAUGCUUGCUCCUAUUACAAGCAGUCACACCCUCCAGCUCUCAGAUAUACACUGCAUUGAGAGACACUCCCUCACUGCUGGUCUAAUCUACAAGAACUGAAAGUCAUCCAGUGAUCUGCCUGGUCUCAUAGCAGUUAGAGGUAAGAGCAAUGCUCCCUUCUAGGUAGAUCAGAACAUAUUGGAGGCAAGUCUUCUAUAAUGCCCCGUAGGAAGUUACAGAGGGGUUCAAGGAUAAGUACAUGUUGAGGGUUUAUCUAAAUCACGGGAGCAGUGUGAAGGUAGGAGAAAUAACCCCAGGCAUCCAGCAACUUACUGGGACACAUGGGGGCAAAUCUCAUUUAAGGAGCAGAAAUUAAGAUUUGUUUGUUACUCGCAGGGGAGAUGGGAUCAGGACAAGGUUAUUGUGUAUUAUAACUGCAGCUAUUGGGGUCCCCUGUCUCCCUGCACACUGUGUAUUAUAACUGCAGCUAUUGGGGUCCCCUGUCUCCCUGCACACUGUGUAUUAUAACUGCAGCUAUUGGGGUCCCCUGUCUCCCUGCACACCGUGUAUUAUAACUGCAGCUAUUGGGGUCCCCUGUCUCCCUGCACACAGUGUAUUAUAACUGCAGCCAGGGCCGCCAUCAGGGGGUGACAACUAUCAGGGGGCCCCACAAUACCACUGGACCGCCAGGGAUGGAAUCUCCCCCCUCCCUGGACCAGGUAAGAAGGGGGGGGGGGCAGGGGAAUAACAGAUUUUACAUUUAAUGUAGGGGUGGGAGGAGAGGCAUUUGCACAACAUGCAUACACACUCUGCCAGGGCUGCCAUCAGAAAUGUUGGGGCCAUUGACAAAGCUCAUGGUCUGGGCCCCCAGAGCCCACCCAUGAGUCCGCCCACAGUGCAGUGUGUUUAGUGGAUGCAGUAAAGUGGCCAAAAUGUAGAUCAGCAUCUGUUGUACAAGUCCCAGAAUGCUUUGCUAGCUGUGGAUCUACAAUUCGCACUCAGCAGUGUAUGUGUGUUUAAAUGUAAGAAUGUUUUUGUAAGGAGUGUGUGUGUGUGUAUUUUGGUGUUUGAAUGCAGGCGUGCAUUUGUGUGUGUAUACACACAUUGACAUACAUGCAAAUACAGUUACACACACACACACUCUAAAGGUGCACACUGACAGAAACACACACACAUACAUGCACAUACAUAUGAGAUACAGACACUGACAUACAUGUAAAUAUACAGACACACACAUAGAUACACACAUACAUCUCAGAUGCAUACACUGACACUCUGAUACAGACACACAGAUACACAUUGACACAGAUACAUAUAUCUAUCGUUUAAAAAGUAGAGAAACAAUAAAGUCUAUGGGAUUUACACCAAAUAAAAUUAACUUUAGUUGAGAAUCUCUUAACAGUGUGAGCGCUCCAGCAAUAAAAAAAAAAAAAGAGAGAAAAUUAAAAUGGGUCAUGCACAUAAUAUAUCAGAUGGGGUGUGCAAGAUAAAAAGGUACGGGACUCUGAUAAUUGUUGCAUUCUGUAUGUAAAGAUCAAAAAGCAUUCAGCGCCAAAUAGAAAAGAUUCACAUUGCAACAAAAUUACCAAAACAAACAGUAACAAUCUGAUCAAAACAGUUAAAGGAAAACUCCAGUGCCAGGAAAACAACCAAUGCUUUCCUAUAGGGAAUUGAGCGACGCUGGAGGUCCUCACACAGCGUGAGGACAUCCAGCGACGCUCUAGCAAAGAAAAUCUUUGCUAUGAAUCAGGAAGAGUAGACAGCCACUAGAGGUGUAGUUAACCCUGCAAUGUAAUUAUUGCAGUUUAAAAAAAAAAAAACUGCAAUAAUUACAGUUGCAGGGUUAUGAAUAGUGGGAGUUGGCACCCACACCACUCCAAUGGGCAGAAGUGGUCUGGGUGCCUGGAGUGUCCCUUUAAAUAGAGCCCAACUAAAACAAAAAAUGGGGCAUAUCAACUAAGUAGUGAAAAGGAUUGUGGGGGGGGGAGUGUACAUAAAGUUCAAAUACACAGUCACUAGAAACCAUUAACAUAAAAGCUGCAGCACUGCUAUAAAAUAAUGAAAUAUAAUAAAACAAGACUACAGGUCUGGGUAAAAAAAAUUAAAAAAAAAAACAUACACUCAAGUGCACACUGACACCCAGAUACAAACACAAAGAUACACACACUGAUAGAUACAGAUACUGAUACAGACACCGAUAGAUACAUACACACACACACACUCAGGUGCACACUGACACCCAGAUACAAACAAACACAAAGAUAUACACACAUACACUCAGGUGCACAUUGACACACACAUUGAAAGAUACACAUAGAUACAUACAUACAUACAUACACACACACACUUUUUAAAACCACCUGUUUCUUACCUUUUGGCUGCAGGAAGGUGGACUCUGCUGGCUGGUGCUGAUGUGAGUCUGUGUCUCUCUCUCUAACUCACUCCCCAGUGCUUCCUCCCGCAUGGGUGUUAGCUGGGAGGAAGUGACACUUCCUCCCAGCACUGCCAGGAUCCUUAAAGGGGCCCAGUCUAGCUAUUAGAAAUCCACAGCACUGAUCGGGCCCCUUUAGAGAUAUAGUAAAGUGGGAAAGAGAGCGCAAAAAAGAUAUAUAGUUAACUUGUAUGUAAUGGUACAAAGUACCUCCAAAUUGCAGCUGCUAAACAGAAAAAGAAUUUUCCCAAAUUCAAUGAAUAGAAUUUUUUUUGAUUAUGUUGUCAGCACUUAGUAGAUAAUCCCCUUGAAUUUAGUUCGGGGUAUACACCUUUACAAAUGUAUCUGCAACAAUUAGAAACAACUAUGUGAUACAAAAUCUAGCAUAAAAAGUGUCAAUGUUGCUGAUUAUAAAACCAAACAAAGAAAAAAAAAAAAUAUAUAUAAUAUCACAAUCCGGAACAUAUAAUCUUAUAGCAGGGUCCAAACUGUGGGGAAGUCCAUAAAGUUGUUGAAAACACAGACUGGUGCUGGAGAUCCCUUAAAAAAGACAGAAAAUAAACAUAGUAUAAUACUGUAUUUAAUGUCUUAACAUAAAAAGGGAAUCCCCCUCCCCAACAUAGAAACCCUUACAAGAAAGAUGUGGUGCUUAUUUCUAAGGACCACAAAAAAAGCUUAUCUGGCUGCAGUCUCUUCUAUGUCCCAAGUAUGCCGUCCGGUUUGCAGAUGGAGACAGCGUUUGUCUCGUGCACUUGAAAAAGCCCACACAAGAGGGGUGAAACGCGUUGAGGAGUUUGUUUUUACCUUUUUUCAUCUGGUGAGAUUGCCAAUACGUCUAGUCUCCUGUGCCAGCCGAGGUUACAUCUGCGGAAGGGAGGACUUCACAGAGCAUCCAGCCUGCCUCAGUGCACGAGACAAACGCUGUUUCCAUCUGCAAACCGGACGGCAUACUUGGGACAUAGAAGAGACUGCAACCAGAUAAGCUUUUUUUUUUGUGGUCCUUAGAAAUAAGCACCACAUCUAUUUCUUGUAAGGGUUUCUAUGUUGGGGAGGGGGAUUCCCUUUUUAUGUUAAGACAUUAAAUACAGUAUUAUACUAUGUUUAAUUUCUGUCUUUUUUAAGGGAUCUCCAGCACCAGUCUGUGUUUUCAACAACUUUAUGGACUUCCCCACAGUUUGGACCCUGCUAUAAGAUAUGUACCGGAUUGUGAUAUUAUAUAUAUAUAUUUUUUUUCUUUGGUUUUAUAAUCAGCAACAUUGACACUUUUUAUGCUAGAUUUUGUAUCGCAUAGUUGUUUCUAAUUGUUGCAGAUACAUUUGUAAAGGUGUAUACCCUGAACUAAAUUCAAGGGGAUUAUCUACUAAGCCAUUUAGAGAUAUGCCCAUCCAGUGGCCCUAAGUGCAUGGGCCCCCUCAGGUAGUUCUGCCACUGCCAAAACGUCUGUCUGUCUCCAUGACAACAGUCAUGGUUGUCACCCUCUGAUGGCGGCUCUGCAUUCACUAUACAGACACUACGUCCACUAUACACACUGCAUCUGCUACACAUACAUACACACACGCGCGUUCACUGCACAAACUGUAUCUAAUACACACUAACACCAUUACACACAUUCUAAUUCACUUCCACUAUACACACCACAUUCAGUCCUGCAUCAUUGUCAGCGGACUCGUGGGCGGGCCCGGGAGGUGGAGAGGGGCCAGACCUUGUGCUUUGUCAGGGGCCCCGUAACUUCGGAUGGCAGCCCGGACUGCAGCUAUAAGGUUAUGGUGUAAGGAGGUCCCCUCUCUCCUGUGCAGCACUGGCCCAGGAAGCACCUCCGGUGGCCAUCUGAGGAGUGGAAAGUGGAGGUGUCCCUGGAGGAAAUGUAAACACUGCAUUUUCUCUGAAAAGGCAAUGUUUGCAUGAAAAUUCCUGAAGGUAAUGAUUAUACUCACCAGAAGAAAUGCAUUAAGCUGUAGUUGUUCUGGUGACUACAGUGUAAUUUAAAUGGAGCAAUUUAUAGAAGUUAACUGUCACUUUCUCUUAUUUCUCAUAGGUUUUCUGAAACAUGAGUCCUUGCUGUGGCCUCAUCAUCUCGUGCUCCAGGAAGCCAGGUAAUUUUUAAAAGAAAAAUCUUGAUCUAGUAAAACAAUAUGGAGCACACAAAAAACAGGGCGCAAGAGUAUACAGAGAACGGGCAGACACUCUUGUGCCUUUUUUUUUUUUUUUUCUCUCCAUAAGUUUAAAGGGUAAUCCAGACGUGGACCGCUUGCCUAGAGAGAUAUCAGCUAUGCCUAACAAGGUUGAAACGAUCGUCUGGGGUUGCUGUGUUCAUUGUGCAGAGGGAACUUGCUGGCAUUUCGGAUCUGGACUGCCCAUAUGGGUGGGACCAGUCUGAUAUGCUUCGGAUAUGAUCUCUCUGUAAUGGCACAAGAUGAGCUAUAACCUGCUUGAGAUCUGAGCGGGGACCCACUGAAGGGCAGGCUAUUUCAGCUGCUGUCCGUUCUUAGCACACUCUUGCAAAUGUGUGUGGUUUUUUUUUUUUUUUUAUAUAUAUCUCCAUUAGUUAAACAAUAUGUUUUAGUCAGAUGAGUGGGGGUAGGUAAUUGAGGUUACCCUUUAAUAUCACGAGUGGCCAGAACAUGCCCUGUUCCCUGCCCCCAAUAUGUCUCCCAAAGAGUCAGUCCCAUGAUUGGAUAGUUUGGCUGACUGCAGAUGGGUGGGAAUUUAAUUUGACUUGAUGAGGGAUUGGGUAAUAAAGAUCCUUAACACUCUUAUUUGUGAUCAUUGCAAUGGAAUUUAUGGUCUGGCGAUAUUCAGAACCCUGUGUGUACAGUGAUUUUGGCUGAUAAGGCACCACAGUGGGGCACCUGACUAGCGCACUCACACUAAAGGAGGGAGGGGUUACUCACCUCACUGCCAGAGCACUCUCUUCCUCCAUGCAGCUUGUGGAUCAGCGGCCAGGUCCAGCAUAGGAAGGGCCAUCGGCUUCUGCAAGACUGCGCUAAAGAAUAACACCGUUCACAAUAACGUGUGCGUUCUGCAUCAUGUUUUCGCCGUACACGCACUUUCUGGGGUCAUGGGACCCAAAUUGGCCAAUAGCAAGGUUUACUGGGUUAUUGAAACCCUGUUGUGGUUUCCAUCCUGUUGGUUAUCCGGGAGCGCGUUCCUGAUUUUGUUUUGUUUUUUUUGUUUUUUUUUUUAGCUUGGCUUGACUUCCCGUAUUUCUGGUAUCCCUGACCCUUUGGCUUUAUUCUUACAGUAUUUGUUUUCCUUUCUGUAUUCCUGACCUUGGCUAUUUACUGUUUAUUCUAUUAUGUUAAUUCCGUCAAUUCUAAGGCCCGGUAAUACGUUGUUACUGUUUGUAUUUGUUACGGGUUUUACUUAAUUCUGCGUGUUGGGCGACUGGUCUGUCCUGACACAUGUAUGGUUGCUCUCUUGAACGAAUAAAAAAGAUCUUGCAACAGACUGUAGACAUUAGUGAUUUCUAAUUGUGCCUCUUAAUGGGAAAACAUUUUAAAUUUGUCUGACUUAUUAGUCUAACAAAAUCCAUAUUAAAGGUAUACUUGAGGCACCAUAACCACUGUACAACUCUUCACAUCUAACUUGGAAUCUGCCAGACAUUGGUCAUAUCCUCUGAGAGCGUAGUGACCAACAGGCGCAGCUCCAUGCAGAGUCUUAGUGGAUGAAGUGACAAUUUUUUUUAUUUUUUUUUUUGGGGUGUUCAUUGGACUACAGUCCCUGUUCUUGUGAAUGGAAGAUGCUUUUGUACUUCAGAUAGGGAUAUUAAAGGGACACUGUAGGCACCCAGACCACAAGUCCUCCUCUAGUGGCUGUCUACCAGACAGCCACUAGAGGGACUUCCGGCUUCUUAGAUCACUUUUGGCUGUCUUAACGACGCUGGACGUCCUCACGCUAAUGCUUUCCUAUGGGGAGGUCUAAUGCGCACGUGGCCAUUGCCAGUGGAGGAGGAACGUAGGCGGAACCUGACCCAGCGCCAAGGGACAUCGGCGCUGGAUUCCGGUGUCUGAAGGGGUUUUAACCAUCUAGUCAGCCAUCAGCACUCCAGAAGUUGUGGAUUACAUCUCCUAUAAUCCUUUUAAUAUACUGGCAAAACAUCUGAAGUGCCAAAGGUUGCCAACCUCUGAUCUGUGGAUUUAAAAUGGCAAGUUGUGAUAUGAGGUAGCAAGGAAAAUUUGGAGGUGACUACACUAUAGGCCCCAAAACAAUGAUGGCUUAAUGAAGCGGUUUUGGUGUUUAGAUCAUGCCCCUGCAGUCUCACUGCUUAAAUCUCUGCCAUUUAGGAGUUAAAAUUUUUUUUAAUUUUUUUUUAUUAUACAACCCUAGGCACACCUCCCUGCAUGUGACUCACACAGCCUUCCUAAACACUUCCUGUAAAGAGAUCUAAUGUUUAAACUUUUAUUUAUUUUUUAUUGCAAAAUCUGUUUAAUUUAGAAUUUCUUAUCUCCGGCACUGUUAAUAUCCUUCUAGACUUUGCAGGAGCCUCCUGUUUGUAAUUAAAUGGUUUUUUAAUCUCCUGCUUUCUAAAUUUAACUUUAGGUAAGUUGCAUCUGAUUUGAAAAUGAAACCAUUGUGUUCUCAUGCAGGCUGUCAGUCACAGCCAGGGUAGGUGUGGCUAGGACUGUAGAACAGAAACAAGGUGAUUUAACUCCUAAAUGGCAGGAACAUUAUCUUAAUGAUGCAGUUUUGGUGACUGUAGUGUCCCUUUAACGAUCGUAAGACAAUUUAAACCUGAUGCAGCCAUUUUGUAUGCUGAGAAGCCAUUUAUAAAACUACAUACUACUUUAGGAACGUGAAUAAACACAUACGUUUUCAUGGUAAAAUAUAUUUAAUAUAUUAACUCUGCUGAAUCGCAUCUAGCCAAGGGACAUACUCGCCUAUAAACUUGUUUUUCUACUUUUUUAUUUUGUACCCAUCUGCCACAAAAUUCUGCUACGCCUCAUAAUAUGAAGGAUGAACUAUAAGCAUAAACUGCAGAUUGUGAUAUUUCAGAUACCAUUAACAUAGAUAUGCAGAGAAGGGUGCGGGGAGACGGCGCCUGUGGAAUUAUUCUUAGAUCCAAAGUGGUAUAUAGAAUAAACAGAGAAAACGUAAUAUAGUGUAGUAUAUUAGAAAUCCUGGUAGACUAUGAAAGAACAAAAUGCACUUCCAAUAUUCUGGAGCUUAUGUUCAGCUCCAGAUUUAUAUGCGUGGACGGAACAAUCCCCAUCUGUGGAUAUGAUAGUAGAUCCUUGUGCUUGUUAGUAAGUGUUGGUCCCAGGCUUUUAGUUGUUGUACUGCAGAUGGGCAGUCAGAUGUCCUCAGCAUAUAAUAGAAGAAAUAAACAGAUUAUAGUGCUCACUGUGUAUGUUGAACAGGAUGAAAAGAUGCAAUAUACUCAGAGCAAAUACAGGUAUUGCUCAAUCCCAAAGGCUUGGGUGGUAUAAUCCAACCAAGGAUGUCGCUGUGAGUGUCUUCAGGAUAAAAAAAAACUUCAAAGAUAGGUCUGAAAUCUCCAAGGUGGUAUAAAACUGACUUUUAUUUGGACACAAUAAAAGGUAUAAAGGAAGUUAUUAAAAACAACGCGUUUCACCUAGAACAGGCUUUUUCAAAGUGAUUACAGUAUGAGACCUAUUCUGUUUUUAAACAGGGCUGCCAUCAGAUAUUUUGGGGCCCCUGACAGUUCAAAGUCUGGGCCCCCCAGACCCGCCCCGUGUCUGCCCACAGUGCCCAUUCUGAGUCCGCCCACAAGGAUGCUCUGUCUGUGUGGUGUGUAAAAUGGAUACAGACUGCACAUUUGUAUAAUGGAUGGAGGUUUGUGUUGUGAUUUUAGUGUUUGUGUUGUGAUUUUAGUGUUUUAAAUGUGUAAAAUAGGGGCUGCAUGUGGGGGGGAACCUUUUUGGUGUUAUUUAAAUUUAACACAUUUUAUUCCCCCGGCUUCUAGGGUGGUCUGGUAGAGGGAGCCAGCCGCUGUACAAUGUACAUGGGGGCCACCCAGCACCAUCUUAACUUUCCAGCAGCUCCUGUGUCUGUAACACUCUUGAGCUGUGCCUGCAUGCCGCGUGGAGCGUUGCCAUGGUAACCCGUGACAAUGCUCUGCUGGCCGCAGAGCUCGCGAGAGUUACAGACACAGGAGCUGCUGGAAAGUUAAGACGGUGUUGGCUGGCCCCCGUCUACACUGUACAGGUAGCCAGGGCCCGCAGGUGCACAUAUAGAUAGCAAUACUCGCUGUCUAAUGCGCACUUAUGAAAUGUGGGGCCUGGGACUCCCAGAGCAGUCCGGGCCCAUGACAGCUUUAAAACAGGUGGUAUGAUUGGUCAUGGGGCCAGGAGUUAAUUAGCUAAAACUUUAUGUAAAACGUGAUGUAAAUAUAAGUGAUUCAGAGAAAUAUAGAUAUUUAUUGAAAUAAAAUAUAGAUCACUUUAGACAAUGUGUCUAAAGUGAUCUGAAGGGACCUUGGUAAUAAGUAAUAAGACUAAGAGUAAUAAAAGGCAAAUAGUAAAAAGUAAAUGUCCCUCAAAAUACAGACUAAAAUCAGAUCUAUAAAACUGUGAUAAGAGCAAUAGCUGAAAUAUGCCAUGAUGUUACAAAAAGAUAAAAACAAAAAUAUAUAUAUAUAUAUAUAUAUAGAGAGAGAAUUACAAGAAAUUAAAAAGGUCAAAAUUGGCAUUUAACCCUCUAGGAGACAGUGUCUAAUUUGAAAACCCAGUUAACUUCUAUUCUGCCUAGUAAUUGGGGGAGGUUACCAGCUUGCCAGGAGGGGAAAAACACUUUCUAUCGCACAGAAUUUAAGGUGCUUGGGGUCUUUAUCGUGAAUUAGGAAAUGCUUAGACAGAGUGGUUUAAAAAGUUCUGCAAUGCGUGUUUUAAGAUUCCUAGUUGUCAUUCCUACAUACUGUAGUUCACACGGACAUUCUUAGUAACAAAUAAUAAAAUCCUUUGGUGAAUAUUGUAAGUGCAUUUUGUUCUUUCAUAUUCUACCAGGAUUUAUAUACUACCCUAUGUUACGUUUUCUGUUAAUUCUAUAUACCACUUUGGAUCUGAGAAUAAUUCUACAGGCGCAGUCUCCCCGCACCCUUCUCUGCAUCUCAACCACAUGAUCAGAAAGAAGAGACUCUGGUUAGAGAAGACCAAGCUGCCACACAUACGGAAUAAAAGCACCAUUUCCAUCCCCUUACUAAUCCUGAUUAACACGGAUACAUCUAAAGAUAGAGCAUAAUGUUUGGUGAUCAGCAAUUAAGGAGUUAAGAAUAACGUACGGUACACGUCACCAAUGAAUUGUUACAGAUGUAUUGAAACUAUCGAUUUAUAAUACGAAAGGUGGGAUGGAAAUCUGGGUAUUAAUAUAAUAAGGUGCAGGAAGUGAGGAGGUAAUACAGUUGAGAAUUGCUACUGGUGGUUAAGUUUAGUAAAUACACCUGCAGUGUGACACAUGGGGGUUAAAGAAGGAUUUUCAGUUUGGGUUGUGGGUUUUUUGUGUUUGAGAGCUGCCACAUACUUAAUGAAGUAGUUUUGGUGUAUUAACUCUGUCCCUGAAGUCAGAACAAUGGGCAUGUUUAUUAGCCGCUAGCGCAACUUCUUCUUCAUGAAGCCUUUAAUUGAAAGACUUCACCUUCCGUGUUACCGUGCAUGACGUGACGUUCUCGUACAUUCAUUAUAGUGAGAAUUCAAAGUGCUGAAAAUAAAUGCCAGAUUGAAUGCCACGGUAGCCUAACUGGAAGCAUAAUGGACUGAAAAGGUCUCUGAUUAGUUCCUUCAGGCUUUUUGCAGUAAACAUGGUCUUUUCAGAGAAAAUGCAGUAUUCACGUUACAGCCUAAGGAUACCUCCACUGGCCAAUCCUCAGAAGGCUACUCUAGGUGCUUCCUGGGGCAGUGCAGCCUUGUGUGCAUCUCAACAUUCAGUGUCUCCACCCUCUGCAUGCAGACACUGAACUUUCCUCAUAGAGAUACAUUGAUUCAAUUCAUCUCUAUGAGGAGAUGCUGACUGGCCAGGGCUGUGUUUGAAUCAUGCUGGCUCUGCCCCUGAUCUGCCUUCAUGACAAGCUCAGCCAAGAUCAGGGGCAGAUUCUGUAUCAGCAAACUGGAAUAAGACUUUACUAUAAAAAGGGGGCAGUUGGGCAAGAUGGUGGUGUUAACACAAUAGUGUCAGGAAUACAUGUUUGUGUUCCUGACUAAUAAUAAGAAGAAUAAGAAUAAUUUUUCUCCUUUGGCAGGGGUUCAGCAAACUUGGUAACACUCCAGCAUUAUACAUAUUUAUAAAACGUGUCUUCCUUUUAACCCUUGCACUGCUGAGGAUUUUUCAUUUUAUCGCCAGGUGACUUCUAGCACAUCCAACAGGCAUUUAGUCUGGAUUUUGAUAGAGCCACAAAUAGAAAGCAGGUGAAUCUGUUGGUUGGUUGUGUAAGCAUGCAGAAGCCAAACGCAGAGAGAUGGACACAGGUAUUCAGGAAGUAAGAGGCCUUUAUUCACAUUACCGAUCGGGUCUCAGAUGAACUCCUGUUCCAAAAAGAUCUGAGGGACAAAUACCUGGUGCAUGUGACUUUUUUUUGUUAACUGCAUAUCCCCUCCCAUACAGUAUAACCCCUCCUAUAUUCCUCAGACCAAUCAGCACACAGGAUAUUCAGGAUCACCUUAUAUGGCAGACCACAUGGCUUGUUGAAGACAAAGGAAUGUACUAUCCACUUCCGCACAUGCUCAGUACACUGAUGACUCAUCCAACUGUUUGUAAUCAGAUACUAAUUAGCAUGCGCAACGUGGAGAUUUUGGCCUACUAAAUUUUGACCAUGCUGGAAUCCCAUCACAGUUGUUUAUUUUAAGGUCUGGUAAUUUUCUUUGAUUUUAUUUAAUUUGUAUAGAUAUGCAAGCAAACAUUUAGGUAUAAUCUCACCACUCCAGUAAUGCAUCAGAUACAUACAAAUAAUGUUAAUGUUUCUCCGUGAGUUACAGUAAGGGGAGGUAAGUGUUGUUUUUUUUUAGAUAAGCUUACAGACAUUCGGCUUGGUUGCAUCAUCUGGCUUAAGCACAAAGCUUCAUCAUUGGUUACAUAUGUAUUUUGGUAAGGUGGGUUUAGAAAGUACCUGUUGCUUGUGAGGAGGGACUUCCAGGCUCCUAGGAUUAGAGAGGAGCUGCUGAGACGUUUUUAUCACCAGUAGGGAACACCCGAGUAGUGGGUUAGAGAGGGAGGCUUUAAAGGGGAUGGGUACAAGGGCAUGGUGAGAUGGGAGCUUGUGGUCAGGGGGUAUAACUUUAGACCUGUCUCAAAACCCCCACUUUGUGAAGGACCAGGGAUUGUUCCAUUUCUCCGCUCCCACGACCAUAGAGAGGAAUUGUUAAUACGUAAAUGUUUGAGUAUAUCAAGCCUGACCAUGGCACAGGAAGUUAACCAUGGUGUCCAGCUCUCUGUAGUGGUGGUAGGAGAUGGUUCUUAUCUGCCGUCACAUUCUAUGUUUGUUUCUAUGUUAGGGAUGCAUGUAUUUCUUCAACAAGUAUAAUUGUUUCCACUUUCUGAUGGAGGGUGCUGGACUUUUUUCUAAAAGUGAAUGGGGAUCAGCAUGUUUGCCAAAGUACUAAGAUGGUUGAUUAGAGUUAGGGAGGCUUUGGGAUGGUAAUGGGGUAAAGCAAGAAUAAAGCAACCUUUGGAUCCACCGGUAGCGUGAUUCCCAUGAUUAAAUGUAUUAGUGCUAGUAUUUUUUCCAGAACACUCGAAUUGUAUCACAUGACUACAAAAUGUGUCCAGGAGUACCCCUUGUCUGGUGGCAUCUUGAGCGUGUAUAUGGGGAGGUCGGAAACAGUCGUAUGUGUGUUUGUAGUGCUAUCUGGAGAUUCUUAGUUAUGUUCGUGGGUGGAGUUACUGAUAGAAGAAUGGAAUAUAUUGGAGAAUAACCUUGUGAUUUCCGUGUCUGUGAAAUUUAUCUGGAGGUCCUCUGUCCAAAGUGACAAAUUUGGGUCGUUCAGGAAAUGUUAGAUUGUAUACGUUUAUAAAACAUGGAGAGGUGUUUAGACUUGAUAGACUGGUGUAGUUCAAACAGUGAGAUGUUUCUGUUGCCCUGUAAUAGUGUGGGUGUGUUAUGCAGGAAGUAGGAUACUUGAUAACUGUAUAGUUGGAGGUGAGGGAUCAGUGGACGCGAUCACCUCCGCGAUGGGCUUGUCUCCUCUGGCAGUGAGAAGCGUGUUAAGACUUGGAUAGUCAGACUUCCCUUCGAGUAAGGAGUCAAAAGAGGAGAACCUUAGUCCAGGUUGGAAAAGUGGGUAGAGGGGAGAUGGAUGCUUGGAUAUGUUGGGCCUUGUUGCUGCUGUAGUCGAUCUCCUUGUUUGUUUCUUCAGUGUUUCGAUGGGGUUUGCCAUCUUUGAAAUUGUGGCAUGUGUGGGACAGGAGAGCUUGUGACAUGCCAUACCAAUAUGCUAUUUUAAUUUCUGGUAAGUCAAGUCCUUGGUUAAAUCUUUACAAUUGUAAUUUUUUUUAUUUAUUUAUUUAAUUUUUUUUUGGGACGGAGAAUGCCCGUGCUCUGGUAGAUCUGUAUGGGGGCACUGUGAAAGAGCAGUGGUUGUGUAGUUGUCUUAAUGCCCUCAUUAUUUCCCAUUUAAAGCUGUAGUAGUGCAGCAUGCAAAUUAUCUCUAGGCCCAUCGCUUGGUGUACCUCAGGAUCAUAGAAUUCUAUGCACCCUGUCUAGUAUCACUGGAGUGUCAGGCAGUUUCCCCUACAGUAAGUUGAAUAACUCCAAGGCUUUAGAGAGGUCUUCUCUAUCUUGUUCAUGUAGGUCUUUUUAAUACGCAGGCUAUCUCUCCUCCCACACUUGUCUGUGUCGUUUAGGGCCUGAUCAAGAGCUGAUAGGCAGGAGGUGUGUGAGUUGACAGUUGCUGGAUCUGUGUGUACAGUAUGUCACUGUCAUCUUCUAGAGUGGUGGAUAUCAGAGCUGAUGGCUUCCAACUUUGCUCAGCUUAUCCCUGAGCUUGGUGUUAAGCUCAGGAGGAUGUAAGUGUAUUGUUUAACUUUGAUAUACACGGUUAUUAGUAUAUACAGUGUUACACUAUUAGAGUUCUUUUCACUUUUUAUAGGUCUAUUCCGCAUGUUAUUUUGACCUUUUUUCAUUGGGACGAAUAUUCUCUGAUCAGGCUCAGCCGAACCGAAUAUAUGUAUGUAGCGCUACACCUUUCUUUGUAUUUUAGUUGAUGUAAGAAAGAUUACAUCUAGGUGUAACAGCAGCUAUUCUUAAAAAGUGUCAUUUUUAAUAGAUAUUGUAUAACAAUUUUUCUUUUAGCGCCAGUAUAUUGUUUUUAUUACAGCAACUUAGAGGCUGUUCGUGAACCGAAUGAGAGAUGCCCUAGUAGCCCACACACAGAGGGACAUGUGGCGCUCGUUAACUAAAUUAAAGGCAUUCCUAGGUGGCCGUCGUUCGGCUACCGACCACGCGGCGGUCGGCCAUUUUGGAUCCUUUGUCUUACCAGCGGGGUUUGGUCAUCGAGCGCAUGGAGGCAAAAUCGGCUACUCUAAGGCGCGAACCCCGCUGGACUUCCAGGCCGUUCGGGAGCUCCGGUAUUCCCCUAUUACGGUUUCCCAUCAGUUUUCGGUAGUUUCAGGUGAACUCUUGGGCAAAGUGUCUUUCGUGCGGCGUUCGGUUGUUUUACCUGGGAUCUGAGCGGUAUUCUCACGUAAGGUGCGCUCAGACCUCAGCUAUCUACCGAACGUCCAUUCGUUUAAAUCUACCAAGUAUUGUAAAAGUUAUAGAUUUUAAUGUGAAUUGUCGGUUCUGCUGCACGGAGGGAUAAUCCACUUAAAGGUAUAUUCCAGUGGGAGUAUCCCUCUUGUCCAGCAGUGCAUGGUGGGAGAAAUGCCCAGAAUGUUAAGUCCCCUACUGUGUUACCCCUACUAGGUCAGUAAGGAAACCCCUUGCAUAAAUACUGGAUGCUGUGAAUAAAAACCUGAGUUGACUCCCAGAACUGUUUUGUCCGGUUACUGGGGGAUUUGGGAUAUUGCCUUGCUUUUCAGCGCUUGACUUGGAUUACUUUCUUUACCAGCGGAGUUCGUGGGAUUUAAUAUUGCCGCUCCACUACAGCAACCAUGUUGGCGACACCGCUCUUUGAAGGCAAGUUCCCAAUAGCCUCCUGGAUAUCCCGAGCCUGGGAAGCAUUUUGGACUCAAUGGCGCUGAUCCUUCUUGUGAGGACUCCGGCACCAUAUUGAGGCCUGAGGUGCCGCGGUUGUUGACCGCAUUAUCACGGAAGAAUUUUGUUAGGGCAACAGAUUUGCCUGCUGGAUGUUUCCCCAAGGUGUGCUGGGACGAGAGGGAUCUUUUGGAGGGUUCCAUCUUUAUUUUUAAGCCCGGUUGGAUGUUGAUAUGCUGCAGGUUAUUUCAUAGGUCGCUUACAAUACAUUCUUGCGUCUGAGCUUGGCUCUACCCCCUGGUAAACUUUAUGUAGAUCUUGAUCUAGUAUUUGCACGUGAAAACAGAUUGUAAACCAGAAGUACAAUAUUCACGCAUAUGGCUUGAAAUAAACUCAUGUUUACUAUCUGCAAAUCUGUUGAAAUGGGAAUUUCAAUUGUGGUUGAAAUCCCUAUAUAUUUGAGUUUCCCUUCCAACACACACUAUUCUACAAGCACAAUUCUAGAAUGAUGUGUGAACGUUCAACUAAUGCCUUUAUUUGGACAUUGGAAUCUUUCAAAUAAUUGACUACAAUGGCUGCUUUACAGUUUUUGUUUUUUAUGUCUACACGGAACACGUUUGUGUUAUGUCUGUCUUUAAGUGAUGGUAUUUUGCUACCUCUCUGGAAUUUUUUUCUAGUUUGUUAGGUCUGGAAACCAUUUCUUUAUAUCUGAAGGAAUUUGCUGUAGGGCAGUUGAUUAGUCGUUCGAUGGGUUGGGCUGUAGCUGUAGGAAAUCUGUAAAGAUGAUUUAAAUAAUGUUUGUAUUAGUGGUAAAAGGAGCAUUUGAUUAACUAUUCUAGGUAGUGCGACCCGAGACCCACCUGGCAAUAAUCCUGUAAUUUAAACUGGGGACUCGGAGUGCCUCGUUCUUUAUAUCUUUGUAUGUCUGCUCUGCUGCUUCUAACUUUUUAUGCGGUAGUUGGUCCGGGCUGGCAAAUAGCUGACAGUAUAGCUAAUUUCCAGAUUUAUUUCCAGGUCAUUUAGGGAACAGCUGGCAGCCUCUAACUUUUCAGUGAUGGUUCUCUGGCAUGCUACAAGCCCUCUAGUGCUUGCUCAUGAUAAUACUAUAUCUGAAAAUGGGUAUAGAUUGGAAGCCAUAUAUCUAGAACCAGUAUAAGAUUCCUUUUGAGCAGUAAAUUGGUUUUAGUCCUAUUCUUUUGACUAAAAAAGCAGUUUUAGUAAUAUUUUGGUAAUCUGAAUAGUUUUUUUAGUCGACUAAAUCUCCAGUAAAAAUUUUUUUUAUUUUUAUUUUUUUGUCUGUCAAUUUGCUCCCCUUCUGGAGAGACGCACACUGGGUCAUUCGGCAGUAUUUAUCAAUUUAAUAUAUAUUUUUUUUUCCUUUAAAUAUCACGCGUUUUGUUCUGUUUUUCAGUCCCCUUAAAAAGCAUCUUGGUGGAUGUUCAGGUGAGAGGCUUUGUGGCCGAUGUAUCUGCGACUCUCAAAUAUAAGAAUUCGGAGGAGAAUGCAGUGGAAGCUGUCUUUGUGUUCCCCAUGGAUAAUGACUCUGCUGUAUACAACUUUGAAAUGAUGGUGGAAGGGAAGAAGAUUAUAGCAGAAAUUCAAGAGAAGAAAGAGGUAGACAAAAAACACAAGUUUAAACAUCAAAGUUUUUUUACGUCUGUCUGUAGUAAAAGUGCAGGUAAUCACAGUAACCUUUAGUAUAUUCGAUGCUGCAGCAGCUUACACAAGUGAACUAUUUCACUUGAUUAUCUUCUACUGGCUAUUCAAUAAAUGUAAGAGUUGCAAAAUUACCAAAUCUGAAAAAAUUCUCUGACUAGUUCACAUAAAAUUUGCAACACUCUGGUCUGGUCUGAUCACAAAAAAAUUGUGGUUCAGUGAGUAACCCUGUCUGUGUCUUAUUCUCCCAGGCUCACAAAACGUAUGAUGAAGCCAUCAGCCAGGGGCAACAGGCGUUCCUACUGGAGGAAGACGAGAGCGCUGGUGACGUCUUCAGCUGCAGCGUGGGGAACCUGCUUCCAGGCCAGGAAGCUGACGUGACUCUGUGCUAUGUAAGAGAGCUGCCGGUGGAGGCUGACGGAGCUGUGCGCUUUGUCCUGCCGGCCGUACUGAACCCGCGAUAUACUCCCGAAGGUACAGCAAGCCAAACUUUGAUAUUACAGUUGCUUUCUUGUAUAUUCAAUUUCUGUUAUGCUGACUUAAUUUCCAUGAUGUUCAGAUCUGAAAGGUUUUCUGAGCAUCAUAGGAAAUGAGGUCCACACAUAGGCUAACAUUGGAGGUGUUUGACUGUCUUUAAUUACUCUUGAUGCUCAGAAAACCUGAUCCCACUUAGCAUUAUGGGAAAAAUACUUCAAAACUUCUUGUAUUGCCAGUUUCCAAAAAUACCCAGUCUGAGUAAACCUUUCUCCAUGGUGCCAUUUUCCAUUCAUCCGUACAAAUUCCUAAGUCUGUCGUAGGAAUUAAAGUUCCCAGCAGCUGUCAGGGAUUGCUAGCAGUUGGGUUUGGAGCUUCCUAUGGUUUAUCUUAAACGGUUUGUUCUGGUAGCAUCCCGAUGUCAAUGUGUACAUUGCUACAAUACUUUAUUUUUAUUUUUUUAAAUAUAGAUCAGGACCCAAGCGUCACUAUUGAUAUUCCACGUGUGCCAAUUGGAAAGAUACCAUAUACACUGUCUUUGGAUGCUCAUUUCACUUACUCUUAUGGAAUCUCCAAGAUUGAGUCUAACUGUGAGAUCACGCCCAUCCAAUACACCAACGAUGAUAAAACAUCUGCCAAGGUGAGCCACCUCUGAAAUAACUUUCACCUGCUAUGCAGUGCAGUCUCUUGUCGCCAUAACAAUGCUUAUCCUCUUUCAGUUAAAUUCCCGGUCACCAUGAAUAACAUGAAGGAUGUAAUACGAAUUGUUACUAGGUGACAUUGAAAGUCUAGAGGGUUACUCCAAGCAUCAUAACUAACAAUGAGUUUUUGUUUUGUUUUUUUAUGCCAGGAAUACCCUGGCACCAUUCUCUAAUAAGGUAAACCAUUUAGUUUGCCCUGUUACCUCGUCUCCGCCAUAGCUGGUGAGUCUAUGGGUGACUGACAUUGGUCUUCGGCAGAAUCCCAUCCGUUAUUCAUUGACUGAGUGCUAUUAGUUGAUGAAUGACCCUCUGUCCAUGGAAGUAAGCACAGAACAAGUGUUCCAGGAUGACUAAUGUCACCAGAGGUGGCAUUAAACCCCUGACUGCAGUAUAAAAUAUCUCUGUAUGUGCAGAAUUUUAUAUUGAAACCCAGUAAAUACAGACUCCAGUGAUAUGAAGUGGUCAUGGUGCUAGGAGUAACCCUUUAAUCCCUGAACUGGAAAGGUGUUAAAAAAAGGAAUAUCCACUGCAUAUAUUUGUUUUAAUAGAAAUGGCAUUUAUUGUUGUAAUAAAAAUACAAAAACUCCAGGUUCCAUAUAGUGCAGGGGUAGGCAGCCUUCCUCUAAGUGCUGCAAUGCAUAAAUUGAGGACAGUCCCUCACCACCUCCAAUCACUGCUCGGGUUGCACAAGCAGAUCUCUAAAGUCCCAUUGGGACUCAUGAUCUGCCAGAGCUUGUUUGGCUCUAACCACAUAGUUCUAUGUGCAGCACUGACUUAGACCUGGCCGACCCAGUCGUUUAUAAAUUCUCACUGAUCAAUGCUGUGGUAAGUCAUUGACUUUCCUUCCACCUACAAACUUGCAGUCCAAUGAGACAGUGAGCCCCCUCCACACCCAAAAAAAAUCUAUAGUGAUAAAGGAAAAAUAACACUUUGAAAUGCCCUUUAACAGAUGUUGGGUGUGGAGACUUGGAGAAGACUUCUUAGCGCAUGUGCAACCAAACCUCAAGAUACAUCAACACUUUUUUUUUUAUCUUUGCAUUACUCUGUAUUCUAGGUGUCUCUGGCUGAGGGAUACAAGUUUGAGCGAGACUUAGAACUUCUUACUUACUACGCUGAGGUGAACAAACCUAGUGUGACAUUAGAAGCGGGGCUUUCAGAAGCCAAAGCAGGUAAGGUAAUCAGAAGCCAAUGCCUGUCUUCUAGCCGUGUUUUGUUCUCCUUUUUCCCAUUCGUAUGUCUGCAUGAAUGUAAAACCUGCACAGAUUCUCUAGAGCUUGAGGUACGAAGCAGCCGACUGGCACAGCAGUGUUUACUGUAUAAGAUGUUUAGAGAUAGACAUGGCGGUAUUGAGCAGAAGGCCCAUGCCACUGCCUAGGACCUAUGGGAAGCCAGCACUGUUGGUUAAAAGAACAAAAACAAUAUAGCACAUCCAAUGCCAUAUAUGUAAAAUAAAUACUAUACACAUAUUUUUCUAAACUUGAAUACCUAGGAUGGUUAUUCUUGCCUUAAAUCUAGAAUAUCGGAUAGUGAAUAAACAUAUGAAGUAUUUAUAUAGUGACAUGCCUUGUUUGUCUUGGCUCUUGUGACUAUGAAUACACCUUCAGAUUGCCUGCUUUAAUCUGUGGUUGUUAACAUCCACAAACUAAACAGUGUGAGAAAUAUAUAUUUUAGGAUAACUGCCAAUAUAGUAAGCAGAACUUUAGAACAUUAUAAAAGGGGAAAUUUUAACAAUAAAGGAGACCAUAACUAAAUGUUACAGGAAAAAUAGGUUGAAGACUCUGCUCAAAGGAGCUUGCAAUCUAGAGGAAGAUUGUGGCAUCUAUUGAACAGGAUGAUACCAGUUUCUGUCAGCUGACUCGUGUUGGCUGUUAGUAUAUGGCAAAGUACGCUUCACCCAGUGCAACAUCUUGCCAAAAUUCAGCUCUUGCCCUAAACCAGGUGGUCCAUGCGUUGUCUCGUGUAUUUAGUCUAUACUUUUCAUGGCAUUUGGGUUUUUAAUAUUUAAAAUAAAUCUGUCUCUUUAUGAAAACUUUUUGAAGUUUGUACUCUUGGGUGAAAUAUAAGAAAUAUGCACAAUGAUUAAUUUGCAUAGUCUAGCCUCUCCUAGUUUUUUCUUCUUCUCAAAUGGUUCUAUGGAGCUACUUCUCUCACCCCAGUCUUCCCAGUUCAUCAUCAGACCUUCUGAUCUGCCUAAAUUUUGGUCUUUUAGUUUGAUGUCCUGAAAAUGCUGUAAUUCCUUUACAUUCCACUACUUUAAAUGGGAGACUAGAAGGGGUUAAAAUUGUAAGAAUAGAAUGAUUGGAGCUCUAUGGGUGGACCCAAUAGCAUCAGCAAGCAAAGUCCGAGGAAGAUGGGCACGUUGAUUGGCAAUGUUUGUUACUCCUAUGUGGUACACUCAAUGUUUGACUUAAUCCCCUGCUUAGCAUUGCCUUAUGUGCAGGCUUCCAAUCUCUACUACACAUGAGUUAUUUUACUUAUAAGAUGUUUUGCUUUAAAGUGGGAGGACAGGGUAGGUUGAUUUUGUCCUUAGGUUGAAGAGUAUUGAUCUUUGAUUUAAAUUAUUCCACUUUCUUUUCCUUUUUAAAGGUUCCUUGCUGGCAGAGCCAGUAGUCAUGUUGAACUUCUACCCCACCUUUCCGGUGAUAUCGGAGCAGUCAAACUGUGGGGAGUUCAUCUUUGUGGUGGACAGGUCGGGAAGUAUGGAUUGCCCAAUGAAUUCAGAGGAAAAUUCACCAAUGCGGAUCCAGAGUGCAAAGGUUAAUCAUCACAAUAUGUACAUCUGUUUCCCUGAUCAAAUAGAAUGCCAUUUUGAAUUUAAAAACUAGUGUGAGCAACUGUAUCCUUCGACUGUUAAAGGCACUUUAGGUAGAAUAAGGUGUAUAUGAUUGUGUGAAUUGAUGUAUGCACACAAUGUAUCCUCUUGUAGCAUUCCUUCUGCAGGGCUCUCACAUUGUUCUUACUGACAUGUCUAAAAUAAUUGUCCUCCCUUCUGGGUGAGUCUUUUCUUCACAAGACUAACACGAACGUACUUAAAGGGCAACACCCUAGAUGAAAGUACAUUGGUGUUCUUGUCCACGGUGUGGUAUCUCCAGGGUCUGUGGGGUGGAUGAAUUAAUCAACGGAUCCCGCUGUGUAAGUAGCUUUGCCUUGAUUUGGUUUUCUGUCUUGGGUAGUCAGAUAAAGGAUGAAACCUGCUAUCAUUACGCUGGCAGGAAGCAUCAUUGGUGAAUGUGGAGCUGGCACUACUGGCAUGGUGAGGUGAACCUGUUAUUCAUAUUUUAUUUUGGAGGCCAAGUUCUACAUAUUUUUAUAAAAUGUAUAAAUGUUGGAUUCCGUACAGCCAUUAAUUGUGCGGUAGUGUAAGUGGACUGCUGCUAACGAUGGCCUUUAUUUUGAAUUAAUUUCAGUUCACAUAAGUAGUAAAUCCCAUCUGUUAGAAAAAAGAACUAUUUCUUAUCCAAGUACUAUUAAAGUCUGAAUUAUUGUAGGUAAAACAUAUAGAUUUUUCUAAACAAAGUGGAAUAAUUUGAUUAAAACAAAUUAAAUUGUGGCCUAUAUUUGUGCAUGUUGUACAUGCCAUCAGUGGAACAGGGCACUGCGUGCUCAAUUAAGCAAUACAUAGCACUUAGCAGGCAUCUGUUUAACUGUGUAUUGCAUGGAGCACUUUUUAAGGACCCGUAGAGGUCACAAAUCCACAAACCGGCCAGGGAUCAAUCAGUGCAUUAUAACCCUAUACGGAGUUGUUUAAAGACGCUGGGCACUUUAAUCACUGUUUAGUCUCACACGUUGGAGGUUAAAUCUGACACUAUGCAAUUCAUCAACCAUAAGCAGUUCUGUGUACAGUCUUGCACUGAGCACGUUAUAAAGCACUUGCACAGUUUAUCCAAAGGAGUGGACGAAGCCCCAUAAAAUAAACCUGAUGGUUAUCCCAUUGGUAAUCCACCUUCUCAUGGUUCUUGGUUAUAUUUUGAAUCAAGAUACAUAUAAAAUUCAGUUUUGAAGCCAUUCCUACCAAUAACCUCGACUCCAUGUCCAGUACGCUGAGCCGAUCGAGAGAAAACUCCAUUCCUCCCCUAAUGAGUUACACCGAAUGGGUUGAGUGCCUAAUCUUAAUAUAUUUCACUCCAGCAUUCCUAAGUGCUCUGCAGUUAUGCUAAAUCUUCCGCUUAAAUAUUGAUAGGCUAAUGAACUCGAUUCUGGUUUAAGAUUACGCCAGGGGUGGUGCCAGGCGAUUUGUAUUGUAUUCUGGGAGAUAACUGUAAAUACUGUUCUGAAAUAUUGCACCUUAUCUCGCUUGCUCUUGUCUUUCAGGAGACUCUGAUCCUUCUGUUGAAGAGUUUACCAUUGGGUUCAUAUUUCAAUAUCUAUGGUUUUGGGUCCAGUUUUGAGUCAUUCUUUCCGUGAGUAUCAUCUUAGCCUUGCUGGUGUGUGUCGGAAACUGACUUUCAGUCUAGUUCAGAGUAUUCUCCUUAAAGUGUGUGACUUGUCUUCACACCUCCAGGGCUGAGUAGUUGACCAGAUAUUAAACUUUUAUUUAUUUUUUUUUCUUCAAAGAUCCCCUUAAAAUCUUUCUUUGUAUAGGUCACAGUUUGAGGAUGGGUCACUUGGACCGGUAAAUGCCUGCAGCGUGUUACUUGGGUGAAUUAUUAAAGUAUUGCUUUAUUCAUCUAGAUUUAAUCCAGAUCUUUAGUAAAGCAUAAUAUCUUACAUUCUAUACGCGUGCAAAACCCAAAAUGGGCCCCAGUGUACUGUUUUUGUGACGUGUCGUUGAGGUCCAGUUUAAGCAUUAUCUAUUUCACAAAUCACUUGGGUUUCUAUUCUCCCAGGGAAAGCAUGGAGUACACACAGGUGUCGAUGGAUGAAGCUGUGAAAAAAGUUUCGGAGAUGGAGGCUAACUUAGGAGGAACUGAGAUUUUACAACCUCUACAGAAAAUCUAUAAAACAGCAGGCAGGCCAGGGCAGCCACGCCAGGUAACACCCGAGAGAUUGGGUAACUAUCAUUCGAUCUGGACUUAGAUCUGCAUGUCAUCAAUCUAACAUAAUGUACCCGGGCUCUCAUUCCACCAUGAGUGGCAAAGCACUCCUAAAUAUUGUAAAUCUUUUCUUUAAAAACAAACCAUUAUAAUAACUAAAUUGCGUUCAGGUUUAGUUGUAGUGUACAAUAAUGUAAUUAAUACAAUAUUUAAAUUCACAUUUAACUUGCUGAUGGUUAUAAUCACCUUUUAAAACUAAUUUAAAAUGGUGUGUUUAAAAAAAAAAAAAAUAAAAAAAAAAUAAAAAAAAAUUUGAGCUAUAAACAUUCAAAAGGGAAAUUCUGCCACAACAAAAUCGAAAAUAACCAAUUAGAUCUGUAGGGUAUGUCAGACCAAACCAUAACUGGGGAGAUAAAUGAAAUGUUUGUGUUGAUAAAAGGAGUAAAUGUAUCACAAUAAAACAUGAAUUACUUGUGACUCAAAAAUCAAAACAUGGGUAAUGAUCCCUAAAAGAAGGCUGCUCAUUAGGCAGGAUGAGUCCUAUGUUUGUGGUGGAUCUGUGUCCCACAGUGUUUUCCUUUUCAGCUCUUCGUCUUCACGGAUGGAGAAGUCGGGAACACAAAGCAAGUGAUAUCAGAGGUUCAAAAGAAUGCCGCAAAUCACCGGUGAAUGCCAUUCAACGCUUUCUAGUUUGAUUUCACACGUAUGCCACUACUUGCAGCCGGUUACCUCCGCUAGUUCCCUUCCUUCAGUCGAUCAGGAACCCUUACAGGGUUAGGUGACUUGGCUCCAUGCGCUCCCAUGGACUGCGCCCAGUCCUGGAAGCUCUUAGUCCUUACAAAAACUUUCCCCACUGCAUCCCCUGCAAGCUGGAACAGCAGAAACGGGGGUUAAAUCUUCCUUUCCUCCAGUAACCAGAUGACACACAGUUCUGAAGGUUAAAACACUGACAAUCUUUAUUGUAAACAGGCUUCUUUUAUGCACAGACCCCCACAGGGGGUCUCCUUUCAGGACCACACAAUCCCAGGCAGGAGGGGGCUGGGUCACAGCUGCUCUGCGAGAUACCAACAGUACACAGGGACAAACAUUAAGACACAUUACAUCGGCGGGGGGGGGGUAAACUUUGGGGCUCGGCACCCCGGGAAGGGAAGGGGUUACAGUGUUGAAACAUACAUUGAUAGACAGCCCCGUGUCCCCACUAGGAUCCCUACAAAUAGUGGGAUGAUCUGAUGAACAGAGCCAGAUAAAUCAUAGUCUAAAGUUCUGGGCUUGAGACUCUGUACAUCUCAAAUUAGUUCCAUGAAGUUGCUUGGUUUAGUGCGGUGAACUCCAAUUUUGCACCUAAACCAAGCAACAACCAAUCAACUGAAUGGCGCAAAACCAAACUGCAUCAAUCCAUUCACUGGGAGAAGUGGAGUUUUGCCGCCCAGUCAGAAGAAAGGGUGCAAUGCUCCCUCACUGACUGGUCACCUAUGCCCUGCAGUGACCAAUCCAGUUUGAAUGGGCGCACCCUCUCCCUCUGGUCCACAUGGACUUCAAUGCGGCCAGUGGGACUCUUCUGCUGGGAGAUGGACUCACAGCUCCAGAGAUUCCCUGUUGGCGCGCAUCCCUCUCUCCGGUAGGUUUUCACUGGAGAGGGCACUCUCCUGGGCAGCUACAAGCCUUGCCAGUGACCAUAGCUCUGUUGGGAGCGGGUAGGACUAUCCCCGACAAGGGUACCGGAGACAGUAUGCGUAUGCCGGUUCGAGAUACGAAUGCUUCACCUGGUUGGUGUUCGGUUAUACGAACAGUCUGCCAUACAGGGGAAGCAAGCACUGCUUCUUUCCCUUGCAGUUAGCGAGGUGGGAACAUUCUGAAUAGACAUUCUAAAUGAGGUGUUGUAGUGGUCCCCGUUCAGGAGCAGAACAGAACCUGUUGGUAUGAGCUCUCCCUAACUGGGAGCAGGUAAGGCACACACCUUCAACACAAUUCCAUAUAGAUACAUGGGGAAACAGAGUACAAGGAAAAUCAUGAGAAUAAACAUUGGGAACACUGAAUACAAGGCAAAAUGUGAAUAUUCAGUGGGCAUGGCACUUUUUCAAUGUGCCAGGAGCCAAUGUUGCUGCUGUACUCUUUUUGCAUGCGCAAGAAUGCAUCAUUGAGGUCUGUAGAGGAGACCGCUGGAUCUUCCAUAGACACCAUUAAUUCCCUUCAUCCGUCACUGUCUGAAUUGACUUGUACUCCGCCUUGAGUUUAAGAAAGUCAGGUGGAGGAGGAAUACUUUGUGUAUUUCAGUGAAAUUCUAACCGUUAAAAUGAGUAUUUCAUAAAGAUUCUAACUUUACGAUAUACAAAUGUUUAGGGGGAGGGUGACCAUGUGAGGUUGGGGUCGCUGUUGGCAUUUUGUCCUUUGUUGCCGCAGAUUGCUGUAAUUUAAUUUUUCCUCUGGAUAAUGUUUUUUUUUUCAGGUGCUUUACAUUUGGGAUCGGUGAAGGAGCCUCCACGGCUCUGAUUAAAGGUAUGGCCCAAGCGGGUAAUGGUACGGCAGAAUUUAUCACCGGAAAAGAGAGAAUGCAGGGCAAGGUAACCUGUAGAUUUUAAUGUAUAAAUGUGCAUUGUAACACUUACUGUAUAACUGUAAAUGUAGAUAUUGCUAAAAAAAAAAGCCAUCUUGUGGGUGAUUCACCAACACAAAAUAUUUACACGAUCACUGGUUGUUGAGCAGUUCUGAAUCACAUUUAUUUAGUUUUAUUGUGUCUUGCUUAUAACUGCAAUAAUGCAAUGUCUCCUUAUUUAACUAUUGUUCAUAUUGCAGUUUCUUUUAUACAUUUAUUUCCACAUUGUUUUGAAUGAAUUUGUUGGAGGGUAAUCUAAAGUCCAAAACAUACCAGAGGAAUGUCCAUAUGCUUAACUCUUGGUGUUGGUGGGGAAAACCUAUAGAGUGAGCUGUCUUGUGGAAUUUCUCAGUUCCCAAGCACAACCAAUGUGGUGGGGUACAAUGGUCCCCAUAAAGGGUGUUAGAAUUUUCCAAACUAACUUAAAUCUGAGCAGCAUGAUGAUUUUAAUCCACCCAGCAAUAUGUCCCAUAAGGAGAAUGUAAGACUUAAAACUGGGCUGCUUGUUCAGCAUUACAAUGCAUCCAUAUAAAGGGGCAAAAGUUAACCCGUACAACGCAUUGCUUGAUGCAAGAUAUAACAAAUCUACAUUUUGCAGAACUGGCAAAGAGACGAAUGUGGCUCCCUGAUCAGUGCCACUCUCAAUAGGGAAUACUUCCUGCAAAGAGCUUUGGGUAAUUAUCGUCGUCUGAGAGUAUGUGUCCAUAUCAAAAGGACCGUAUUCUGUCUUGUCUUCAUAUUCCUUUCUGUCAAAUAAGCUCUACCGCUACUGCCAGUGGAGAGCCAUAAGCUCUGUGUGAGUGAAGACCUGCAAUGCAUUCGUAGAUGAGGGGAGCGGAUCCGAAAUUAGAUGUCGGACCAUUCCCAAAUGAUUUGAUUACUUGAAAGACAUUCCAGGCUUGCUGUUGUAGUGGUUAGGGUGCUUGACUUGUUCCUUUUUAUGCUUGUUGUGUAUAAUAUAGUCUAAUUUCAAAGAACUAAUACAGCUGUACAAUCUCUCCAAUAGGUCCUUCAGGCCCUGAAACGUUCCUUACAGCCCACAGUGAAGGACAUCUCUCUGCAGUGGACCCUUCCUCCUGGCUUGGAGGCCACUCUGCUCUCCAGAACCCCCAAUGUCAUCUUCCAGGGUCAGAGAUGCAUUGUCUAUGCCCAAAUCACAGGAAAGGUAUGUCAAUCUGGUUACAGUGUGAGCAGUAGAGAAUGUGCUAGUAUUGACUCUGUUGCACCCAUUUGCCGUAUGUGUGCUCGUAGAAGGCAUUAAGGGUUAUUGGUGCAGGAGCAGUUAUGAUGGUCUGUGGAGUUCCCCAAUCCCAAUUCUCCUACCCGGUCUAUCUCCAAUCGCUAGAACCCUAACCAGCAUUUCAGUAGGUCUUCCAUAGAAUCUACUCUUGCUUCUGAUGGAUGAAAUUAUGAAUUCAUAGGAAUAGAUGGAGAAUCUCUUCCACUUUGAACUGUUCAUAUUCUUUGUCUUAGGUGGAGGAUGCUUCAGAUGGGAAUGUGUGUCUUGAGUACAAAUUCAACGAAGAAACUUUCAAGAACACGUUACCAUUUUCUUUGAUCUUCUCAGACGUCAAGAGGUAGCUAUUUUCUUGUGCUUGUUUUUUGCCAUUCAAAGGAUGUGGUACUGGCGGUCCAGGGCUUUCAGGGAAAUUUCCCUUUUCAGGGAAAAGUAAAUUUAACAAUAGGUGAGACCAUUACAAAAUGUUACAGGAACAAUAGGUUGCUUAGGACCAUGCUCAUAUUAACUUGCCAUCUAGAAGAGGUGGGAUAUAAAUACACAGCAUAGGAAGGGAAGCUUGGAAGAUGGCAACAAAUCGAUAGGGGAAGUAUCAGAAUCAAAAGGUGAGUGGAGUUGGGGCCCUUUUAAUUUAUUAAAUAAAUUACAUGCGGAGACCAUACGCUAUUCUGAAGAGGUGGGUUUUGAGGAACAUUUUAAAGACUAGGGGAGAGUCUGAUAGGAGUAGGCAGUGUGUUCCAAAGGAAAGGAGAGGUCCUACAAGCGAGAAUUAGCAGUAAGGGUGCGAGCAGCGGACAGGAGACGGUCACUGGCAGAGCAGAGAGACCUAGAAGGGGUGUACCUAUGAAUUGGUGAAGAGCUGGUUUAGACCUUUUAUAUGUAAGGGUUUGUUGUAUUUUUGUUUUUUACAUUCUUUAUUUUGUGUGCAUAGUUGAACAUAAAGACAUUUUGGCAAGAAUAUAUGGUAAUAAGUGUAACAGGUGUCUCUCAUAAAAUCUCAUAGGAGAAAAUGGCACGUUUUUGAAAUAAUAAACACAUAAAUAGGAAUGCUGAGUAGUAGCUUAUACCAAUAAGCAAGAUUAACCACUGAAGCUCCACUCCAUGUACGGGUGGAGUGUCGUGUAAGGUAUACCGAAUUAUAAAACCGAACCAAAUUUAAAGGGCCUAGCAAGCCACAACACACAAAAUUGAGGGAGCCCUGUGUAGAAUCAAGCUAGAAGCUCGCGUUGGCGCUUGUCUAGCUACUUCCCAGAUAUGGGAGACAAAAGGUAAGUAUAUAAGAUGAACAAAAAAAUAGGUUGCCUAGCCGACAAUGCAUAUAUCAGGAAGCUAGCACGCUUUGCGUGCAGGAUCCAGGUGUUAGAUUCAACUGCCCGUGGAUGAUCCUCAGCCUGCGUGGUCGUCGUGCGAGGCAGUGUCUCGUAAGGCCCUCUGCCCCGGUAGAGGGAAGGGUUAGUAUUUUGAAUCAAUGUCCUAAAGGGUGCGGCAGCCAAUGUAAGGACUGACUGUUCCAUGUGAGAAGUUACAAGAGCAUGAACAAGCUUUUGGGAGAAUUUUUUUUUUUUUUUUUUAUAGGCAUGAUUGGCAGGAUUUGGCAACAGACUGGAUCUGAGGCCAAAAUAAAAUCCUUGAUUUUACAGAAAUUCUACUUUUGCAUAUGGCUCUGGCUUCAAGACUUAUUAGCUCUGUCCUGGGUAAAUACCUAUGAUUGCUAUUUUAGACACUGUCUGGGGGUUAGAUAAAAUGGCGAUUAUGGGUGGAGGCACUUAUUGAGGUGAGAAAAAUCAAUCAAGGAAAGCGGUGGGGAAAAGAUUUGCAAUUUCAAGACAUAAGGGAAUGGGAGAGCUCAGAUGGGUGAAAGUUCUAAAAAGUGAACAUAAAAUAACAACAAGAUUAUACGUGCAAUAACUCUACACUAACAAAAAUAAACAUUUAACAAAAAGCAAGAGUGAAGCAUAGAAGGUACAAUAAUUAUCAAUCGGACAGUAGUGCUAUAGCGGAUGGAGGUAGAAAUGAAAAUAAGUAGAUGGAUAAAGAGUUCUCUGCCCAUGACUGGCUGCAAGACUUGAUAAAUCUGAGUGAAAACGUAUGGUUGCGGUUUGGGGAAUAUAAUGGUGCUUGGUUUUUCUUGACUCUUCCAACAAAGCCUGGUGUAGAUCAUUUAACCCUUUAUGGAACAUUGCAGUCUGUUAACUGAUGUAUAUUAACAUCUUAUUGGAAUUGUUACAAAAAAUGUAGAAGCAGAAACUCUGCCUUCCUGAUGACAUGGGUUUGUGUCUCUCCAAAGGCUUUUAGAUCUUAAACCACAACAAGCAGAUCAUCUGACCUCAAAGCCUGUAUCUCAUGUUUGCAUGUAGAUCGACAAGAAGGGCCGAUUUCCUGGUGUUCCUUUGCUGUUGAAAAUACAUUGCACGUUGCCAUGUGGGUUAUAAAACCACCAUUAUUGGCCGUGCUUUGUGCGAUCAAUAGUCAUUCUAUUUCAUGGACACCCACCACAAGACUACCUGCUGUUAUUUUUGGUGUAAUAUUAUUUAUAUAAUUAUUCAGCAUGCAAUCCCAUGCCCCACUUCAUUCACAUCCGUUAUUUGUCAUUUAAAAAGAUUCAUAUCGUGUAAAAUAGUGGCACUUACUGGCCACUUAUUUAGGAUUACCUAUAAUGUUGGAAAUGGUAACAUCCCUUAUAUUGCAAUGUCUUGCCUUUUUAAUGUCACAUGUACCAUAGGUGUGACAAGAAUCAAUGUUUCUUACAAAUCCCUAAUACAUUGGUAAUUUUGGCAAUUGUAUUUAAUGGUCAUUUUGGGGCUGUAGCCUCCCAAAAAUCUAUUGAGAUGUUUUAAUGCCUGGACUUUAUACCCACUUACAGAAUUUUCUUUGUUUCAUAACCAAAGGAAACCUGCCCCUAGUGGUUCUGGAGUGCUGUCACACUAACUCUUUUGUUCAUGGGUGUUGGUUAGGAUAACAUCCUAUUAACAGAUACUAGGGUUGCCCGGACUAGUUCAACUCUUUGUAGUCUGGGUGCAAUGUACUUGUCCUUUUAACCAUGUAUUAUAAAACAUUGCAGUUUAUUUAGAAACCACAGUAUUUACACUGCAGGGAUAAGUCCACUUCUAGUGGCUGACUACCAGUCGGCCACUAGAGGCGCUUUCGCUGCAUAAAGUAAAACCCGGUCACGUGACUCUUAAGCAUUGGAUAGGACCAUCUUUGAGGAAGUCUCCUCUGUGACGUAGGGGGCAGAGGUGAGUAGUGCCAAAGGAAUACAAAUCUGUAUUCCUAACUCUGUAUUCCUUUUGUAAUCAAAAGAACUGAAGCUCAAUGAAGCAGCUGUGUAUAGAUCAUACCUCGGCAUUUUCACUGCUCCGUUCUCUGCAAUUUCCAAGUUAAAUCAAAUUUGUUUGUGUUUAUGCUACCCUAGCCACACCUCCCCUGACUGUGACGGAUGCAGUCUGCAUGAAAACAAAUUUUUUAUUUUCUUGAAGGUUUUUAUCACCGGCUUUGUAAAUUAAACUUUAAACACACAGGCUCCUGUGGGGCCUAGAAAGCUGUUAAUAGAGCGGGAGACAAGCAAUUCUGUGUAAUAAAGGAAAUGUAAACAAUAGAUGCCUCUUUACAGGGAGUGUUUUGAAAGGCUGUGUAAGUCGUAUGCAGGGAGGUGUGACUAGGGCUGUGAAACUGCAGGGGCCUGGACUAUAAACCAAAACUGCUUCGUUAAGCUGAAGUGGUUUUGGUGCCUUUUAAUGUUCCUUUUAAGAUAACUUGGAGGACAACACGAGAGACUGGGUGUGGUUUUUUAAAUUGACCAAUUCUAAAUGUCUUGCAAUCCCCACCCUCCUUAGAUCAACCAUCCACCGACUUGCUGCCAAGGCUUUGAUCUCCAAUCUGGAGAAUGGAUUAGAAUCUGAUUCAGAUGAAGUGAAGAAGAGUAUCUUGGAGACCAGCAUCCAGUCUGGUGUGAUCUCCACUCUCACAGCCUACGUGGCGGUCAAUAAAGAAACCAAGCAGGCUGUGGACGGUCCUCCUGUGCGUUUGGAUAUCCCAACUCCAUGUAAGAAAUUAAAAAAAAAUGGUCACCAGCCAAGAUUAGCCAGAAUGAACCCCCCUACCCCCUCCCCUCCCAUUAUAACACUUUUUGAAGUGCGGCUAGGAGGAACUACAGUUGUGAGGAUACAUGAAUAUUUUCUGUAUAAAUCUGAGGAUCCAUCAUAACCUGAUCUGUUAGACUAUCUAGUCUGGCUGGUUUAGUAUCAUGAUGGUUGUAAUGUUACCAUGCACUGUUGACAACCAGCAAUUUUACAUCAUGACAGGAGGCUUCAUAUUUGCUUUACUGCAACACACCAAAUAAAAAUUAACCAAUCCGAAACUAGAAGAAAAAACUGAUCUAAAAUGCUUCCUCACCGGGAAGACUUCCUUUCUUUGCAGCUCUAUACCAGCUUAGACUGUUGUCUCCUCACUAUACUGAGCUCCUGAACAUUUACAUGUUAUAUCAGACUUAUGCCGGCUCUGCUCUUGUCCCCCAUUUUGGUGCAUGGGUGUGUGCCCCAUUUGUCACUUCCAAUUUAAGUGACUAUACAUUUGUAUUAGCGAUCACACAUUAUGGAUACCCUAUAGUGCCAGAGAGCAUUCUUUGCUAUAUACUCAAUUAUAUCUGAUUAAUUUUUUGUGUGCAUUAUUGUCCACCUCCCCCACCUUUACUGUACUAGGCAAGAUUUAUUGCAAGUGAAGUAAUUCUCGUCAAAUUAUGGAUUAGAAGAUACCUGCCAUAACCCUAACUAGGUCCACACACAAGACAAUAAUAGAUCUGCAGGGAGCUGAUCCUGGAUCCCUGGCUAUUUGUGUUCAAUUUUCACCAUCUCCAGUCAGGAAGCUGUUCCCGUCCAGUGCUUAAAGUGACUUUAUCCAUUUAUUGUUAAGGCAAGACUACCUUAGAGCAGAGUGGCUUUACCGGACAAGGUGAGCCUAACACUGGAAUUUGAUCAGACUAUGGUCCCUUAUGUGGCUCUGAGUGGACCACUGGCUGAGAUGCAACCCUGCCCCAAGUGGCACUCCAUUAGAUGCCAAUGAAUUCAGAAAAUAGGCCCAAAAGUGCGUGUGUCGAUUGGGCAAUGCAAAUGCGGAUCUCUAGUCGCGAGAAGCUAACUUAAGAAUAGAUCACAUAUUGACGGACAUUGGAGUCAAAGAAUUUCUCCAAGACAGCCUCCAGACUACACUCCCAAACUCAAUGUGGUGUCGAUGGAAUUCCUAGGCUCUGUGGUGAAUUGAGAGGACCAUUUCCUUGUUCCUGAUUUUUCAGUGAGGAGGCAUUGUAUUUUUUUUUUUUUUUUUUCUGAUUGGUUAAUGUUUAAAUGGUUUCCUGCAAUGGAGCUGCAGUAAAUAAUGGAAAUCACAUUUUACAUCCUGUCAUUAUUAAAAUUGAAUGUAUUACUUCACUAAAGAUUUGAUAAUCUGCAAUUUUCCAUCACUUUCUAACUGUUUUGUUUUUAUGCUUUCUUUCAGUUUUAAUGAGCAGGUGCUCCUAUCCAGCAGCGAGGAUGGCGGCUUGUGCUUAUGCUGCUCCACACCAAGAAAUGAUGAUGGCUGAGGUUUAUUGUGAGUUGGCUCGUGUGUUUAGAACAUUUUUUUUUUUUUUUUUUCCAAAGAAAAGUUAAGACUCCCAUAGUUAUAAAGGGACACAAACUCUAGUUGGAUUUAAUAUCCACAGAACCAAUGUAAAUAGUAACAGUUGUUACAGGCUUAAUUGGAUGGAUAAUCUGUUGCAUGUUCAUGGUUUUUUCCUUUUUAUGUGAUUUUUUUUUAAAACACUGGGAACACUUAUAAGACCUUUCAGUACAUUCCCACCUCCUUCAGAUAUUCUAGACCUGUGUGCAAAGAACAUUAACUUUGUGGCAUGGAUAAAUGUCAUUGAGCCAGUUCCCUGUCUCCUUACUUCUUCAUACGCUGGAACUCCUUCUGCUCUACCGGUGGUAGUUGGGGCUUUAGCACAUGAGUUGCUGUCCUUCGUUUUAUCUGGCUUUUUAGUGGUUUCUGGAAGUUGAUUACUGCGUCCUCUUUCUCUGGAGAAGUGGAUGGUGAAACUGUUGCCACAGUGUCUGUCUUUGUCUAUCAAUCUAUUUAUAUUUGUUUACCUCUGUGUGCUGCAUCAUUAACACAAUGUCAGUAGGACUUUACCAGCUUGCUUUCCUCUCCAAAUGAUGUAUGCCUUGUUCUAAUGGAAAGAACAUUGUAUUUAAUUCUCCAAAAGAUAUAGAGUACAGCUUAAUGUGCGGGUGCUGCUUAAUGUAGUUGUUCUGGUGAGUAUAGUCAGUCUCUGCAGGCUUUUUAAUGUAGGCAGAGAAAAGGCAGUGUUUUACUGCCUAGAAACACGUCUAGUGGCUGUCUCUCAGAUGGCUACUAGAGGUACUUGCUUGUUCGGUGUAGAACACGAACAUUCAGCGUCUUCGCGCUCUGCAUGGAGGCACUGAGCGUUCCUCAGUGUGGCAUUGAUAUAGUAACACUCUGAGGAGAUGCUGAUUGGCGCAGUGUGGUGUUUGCCGCGCAUGCACAAUGGCCUUCUAAUGGUUCCCUAUGUUUCGCAUUAGCCUCCAAAUGGUUUAUUCCUAAUUUUAGAAUAAAGAUAAUAUUACUUUGUGCCAAGGGGAGCUGGGAGCCUAAAUUCCAUUUUUAGCACUACAGUGACCGUAUUACACGUUUGUAGUCCUGUCUAUAUAGUGUCCUUUUAGGUCCAUAUCCUCCACACACUAUACUGAGCCUUUAACCCCUUAAGAACACGUGACAUGUCAUGAUUCCAUUUUAUUCCAGAAGUUUGGUCCUUAAGGGGUUAAAGGGUCAAUAACUUGACUUGAGUGUCUUCCAAAUCAAACCGUGUACCGUACACACUUAAAAGGAUGAGGCUGGCCCGUUAUUGCAUUUGGUCAAGAUCCAAAUAUUAUUCAGACCCUAGCCAACUGCCUAAAAAUAAAAUUUAUUUUAUAUCAUUUGUUUUUUCUUAAAUUCUUUCAUUAAAGGCGUCCCAGAGGUAAUUUUUUUCCAUUUGAAGAAUUGUUUGUAACGCUGUGUUUCAUAAUGUGAAUCCUUAAUGAAGUUGUAAUGCCUGCAUACUAGACGUUCUGGAAGUGCAACUUCAAGCUUUGCCUCUACAUACGAGAGCCGGGAAACCAGCAUUUGUCGAUGGUUCUCGAUGGCAGAAUCUUCAGCACGCCGCGCAUGCUCCGAAUAUCCCCAACUAGAAGACUCUGCACUAUAAAAAAAACUUUUGCAAUUCGUUUACGUUAUUUUGUUUAGUUAUUUUUUUUUAUUUUUUUAGUCAUAUUAAAUAUUUGGGAGGCCAUACACUUAACAGCCACAUCAGGACUGGAACAUUCAAUGUAUUCCUAGUCCAAUCCACAAUCUUUAGAGAACAAUUGCCAAUCAGUCCAGCUAGCAUUAAAGUUCUGGUCCGUUACCAAAAAUACACCGGUGAGGAUAACUUUAAUGCUGGGCCACUUUCUGCUUAAAAAUCCAGAAAUCAUGAAUGGAAUUUAAUUCAAAGUUAUGAUUUUUUUUUUUUUUACGCGAAAAAAAUCUGUUUUUUCUGAAUGUGUACCGUGUGUGUGUGUGUAUAUAUGUAUAUGUGUGUGUGUAUAUGUGUAUAUAUAUGUGUAUAUAUAUGUAUGUAUGUAUAUGUGUGUAUAUGUAUGUAUAUAUGUGUGUGUGUAUAUAUAUAUAUAUAUAUAUAUAUAUAUAUAUAUAUAUAUAUAUAUAUAUAUAUAUAUAUAUAUAUAUAUAUAUAUAUAUAAAUUUUUAAACCUAUCCCUUUAAGAUGAAAUGAGGACUUUACAACAACAGCAUUGUACCAUUUGUACAUUUCUCUUAUCCGCUCACUCCCUUUCUGUCUCUGUAUCACUUGUUGAUUCCUUCCAUCUCCCACGCUCUCGUUACACGUGCACCAAUGUCGCUUCGCUUCUUUCACUGCUUGGGGCCUACUGGGGACUGUACAAGAGAGUUCUGUUUCUUUAAGACCUCCACCUUGUGACACUGGCACUUGGCUCUUAUCUCUCUCCAGCAUAUGAUUUAUCACCCAAGAGUUUUCCAUCUGCUCCGUUAGGAGAUGUCAUCCAAGAAAAACAAGGUAAGAAAUUAUGUUUGUUUUUGAUUGUGGCUUAGCAUUUUUGCCGUCUCACGAGAGGUGUGAACUGGCCAGCUAAUGGUAAUUAAUAAGUAAAAAAAAAUUCUCAUUUGUUGCUUAGAUCCAGUCCUGCAAAACCACGCUGUCUUCUUGUACGAUAAAAUGCUUUGUAGAGAAGCAUUGGGGGCGAGAAGUGCAUGUGUGGCGAGCACAGUCCUUGCUUAUGAUCUACAUUUUUUUUUAUUUUAGACUUUUUUAACAAGUACAAAGACACAAACAAAAUAAAACCUGGAGAAGUCAAAUAAAACCAUUUUGCAUGUAGAACAGAGGUUAAAAGUACAGAAAGUAUAAUUGGUGUAAUAGGAAGAUACAUACUUUGAUAUCUUGAUUCUUUGACCUGUGGGUCAGUCUAUAAGCCAAGGCUCAUUUGAAGGCAAACCUGGCCAUAGACUCUAAAGUUGAGGAAGAUUUGAGUCCCUUAUAAUGGAGAUGCAUGUCAGAUAUAAAAGUUUAGGUUUGAUGUAAAACCGUACUUUCUUUUUUAGGAUAAUUGGAGUAAAGUGGGUGUAUGAAUUCAUCUUUAGUGUGGUCGACCCCCAUCGUACAUGUUAUAUACGUAUAUAUUUUAAGGAAUUGUUUGUGUGCGAAGAACAGAGGAAAAUAAAAGGGUGGAGAAAAUUGAAGGGGUAUGAGGAUGAGGAUGGUUUUACGCUGGCGAUAAAUCCAUUGAAAGGGGGAGGGGAUGGCAAGAAGUCCAUAUUAACCACGGUGUUGUUGCCUCAAUCUGGAGAAGGGGUAGGCAACCUCCAGCACUCCAGAUGUUGUGGACUACAUCUUCUAUAAUGCGCAAGGGAUAAGUAGCCCACAUCUGGAGUGCCAAAGGUUGCCUACUCCUGACUUCCGGUAUGGGUAAAGGAGAAAGUAGAGUCAAUAAAAAGCUACCAGAAGUGUCUCCUUCCAACCAGGGGUCCCAGAUCUUAUGAAACUAUUUGGGUGAAUCGUGGACCCAAGAGGUCCUCCUAUCAAUGUCAAUCCUUUCCACUAUUUUCCUAGCAAUCAUUUUGUGGGGCGUGAAUUUUAGGGUUUGCCCAGAUUUUUGGCUACUGAUCUCUGAAGGCUAGUUUUGUUUUAGUUUCGUGUGAAGGGUUCAAUGGGCUUUGAUAAUAGAGGUGCCCAUUGGGAAAUGUUCACUUUAAGGAUUCUGGUUUGCAAAGCUGUGAUACUUUUCUAGAGGGUUAUGAGUUUGGGGCAGGUCCACCAGCAAUGUUUGAAGGAGCCAGUGUCUCCAGAGAAAAUCCAGCUUUGGUUGGAUGAUGUACCAGUGGAAAAGUAUUUUAUACGCUUUCUCCUGGUGGGUAACACAGAUGGGUAGUGAUUUUAAGGAGUUCCAAUUAUCCGAAAAAUCUACUUAUCAGCAUUUGUCGUUCAACUUUCUCUAUACCUGAGAGGGGAUUGCCUCUCCAGCACAGAGGAUCAUGGGAGGGAUGACCCUGUUAUGUUGUGUUGGAAACCCCUUUCAGGGGACUCUUGCAUAAACAGGCUGCGUGGCCCGGAAUAAAUGGUCUACUCCCAGCAUUAAAGUCACCAAAAAACUUUGGCUUAAUGGAGCGGUUUUGGUGUAUAAAUUACUGCUCAAUCCUCUGCCAUUUAGGAGUUAAAUCACUGUUUAUUAACCCUAGCUAUACCUCCCUUCAUGUGAGUUGCACAGCCUUCCAUAAACACUUAACCUAAUGUUUACCCUUCUUUAUUGCAACUUCUGUUUAAUCUAGAUUUUCCUAACCCCGGCUAUGUUAAAAACUUGCUCCUCCUGUAUGUGAUUAAAGUUCAAUUUAGAGAUUUGAGAUACAAUUAUUUAAGGUAAAUUACAUCUGUUUGAAAGUGAAACCAGUUUUAUUUUCAUGCAGGCUCUGUCAAUCAUAGCCAGGGGAGGUGUGGCUAGGGCUGCAUAAACAGAAACAAAGUGAUUUAACUCCUAAAUGACAGAGAAUUGAGCAGUGAAAUUGCAGGGGAAUGAUCUAUACACUAAAACGGCUUCAUUAAGCUAAAGUUGCUUAGAUGACUAUAGUGUUCCUUUAAGUCUCGGCUAAUGUGUGGGGGGGAACAACUAUACUUGCUCUUUUGCUUGCUAUAAUCUCUGGAGGAGAGCUCUAAUCACUGGGAGCUGGGUCCAGGGUGGGAAAAGGCGGCGAGACCCCAGCCAAGCUGUGGCUAGGGGCUGGAAGUGCUUAUUGUGUCUCAGCAAAUUGCUUAUGGUACUCUGACUACUAGGAAGUGCGAUAGGUCCACCACAAUAAUUAUUGCAGUUUAUUAAAAACUGCAAUAAUUAAGUUUGCAGGUUUAAGGGACUUUUGAGUACCUCUAAAGUUAAAAGGGCAGAGGUAAGAUGGUAUUCAAUUUGUCAUCCAAUGUGGGUAUUGAGGAAAUUGGCCAUGGCGGACUCCUGGAUCCAAUAUGUUGAUUGCAUACAAUUACCAAAAUUGUUUGAAUGCAGUAGACAACCAGAAAUUAUGGGAGUUGUAGUUUAGCAACAUCUGGGUGACCAUAGUGUUCACAUUCAUCUAGACUUCCCCUUCCUUCUAAUCUCUCAGAUUUUAUCACAUAAAGUAAGAGUAACCAUAAACUCAUCACUCCUCAUAGUUUGAUAAUAGACCCCAAUCAGAUACCGCUAAUGUAUUGUGUAAUACCAGAUGUUUCCUGUCUGCCAGUGACUCCAAGUGAAGAGGUCAUUCCCCCAUUAAAGCCAGAGACACCACCACUCUUCAGGCUGAUCUCUCUUCAGAAUGCCGACGGUUCCUGGAAUACCAGCUCAGAACUGGCUUCAGUUCUGGGAAUCUCAGAAGAGUUCAUGGAAACUUGCCCUCAAAAGGUAAGAGUACAAGUUACGGUUAAAAAAUCCAGAUCUGCAUGCUACAAGCUCAGUUCAUUAAUUUGAAUGAAAGGCUUUAGACAAGUACAGUUCUUACUUUCAAAAUGAAUUUGAUCUCCAAAAAGUCUAUACAUUUUGUUUUAGCAAUUUCCCAAACUCUGAAUAAUCGAGCUGUAAUAGUAUAUUAAAGGGACUGUAGGCACAAAACCUCUUCAUCUUAAUGAAACUGUUUUGGCAUGUAGAUCAUGCCAUUGCAGUCUCACUGCUCAAUUCACUGCUCAAGCCUCAUCUCUGCAUCCUCUCAUAAAUUCCCUAAAGUCACACUUCUACAGAGAAUCCCAACUGCUCACCCCUUAACUCCUCAUCACCUAUAACUUUUUUUAUGCCGUCUCUCGUCCACUGUGCUCCCUCCCCCAAACACACACCACAUCUGGUACAGGCCAAUCGUGUGAUCCCAUCACUUCCCUCUGUGUAUUAGUCCCUCAUCCCUUUAGAUUGUAAGCUGUUUGGACAAGGCCCUAUUAACCAACUAUAAACAUUUGUCAGUUUUAGUUGUUGUACAAAGCGGCAAAAUAUGUUGAAUUCUACCUCCCCAUCUCUACCAGGCUCCACCAUGAUAAUGGGCAAUGUCACAUAGGCACUCUUUGUGGGAAAAUACUGUGACUGUCUGCUUUAAUCUAACAUUUUAAAUCUCUAAGCAGCUGUACUUUGGAAACAAGAAAUUAAAGUUUGUGUCUGUCAUUUAGAGUAUUGAUGCCUCAGUCUGGGUGACUGUUCUCGCUGUGAUCUGGCUUCAUGCUUCGUCGUCUGAGCAGAGAGAUGAGUGGGAGCUCCUGGAGGGGAAGGCUCUGUCCUGGGUCAAAUCCAAAGCAGGUAAAGAUUAGGAACAGGAGAAAGGUGCGCAUAAAAGAUAUAGAUAUCUUUUAUGCGCAUAUAUAUAUAUAUAUAUAUUAAUUACACACACACACACACACACACACACACACACACACGGGUUUGGGAAUUUUUAAUGGGGAACUGUACUUCAAUGAGGUUUAAAAGCUAAUUGUAGUGUCUGGAAAAAGGAUACCAGGAUAUUUCAUUCAGUGUUAAACCAUUUUUAAUGUUUUAAUGAGAACGAAAGUCUCCAGUAGUCCGUCCUUCUCUGUGCUGCUUGGAUAUCUGUAAAGGAUAUAUUCACAUAAGCCGUAAUGGGCGGUUGGAAUUGGCUAUGUGUCACUGAUCACGUUUAGCCUAUCACAGUGCCUAUUGCUGGUAUAAAUUCGUUUGACUAAAAUAAUUGUGUAAUCUCUACCUUAGCCACACCUCUGGGAUGGCAGUCUGAGUGGCCAGGGACCUUUUUAUAUAGUGUUUAAACUGCAAAAAAAUGGUUUGUUACUGAAUGGAGUGACGGUCAGGGUAUUCCAGGUACUAUAAUCACUUCAAUGAGAUGAAAUGGUUAAAAACCUCUAAUUUAUGUGGAGUGUGUGCCAGGAAACAUGUUAAUGGUGCUACAGGAUCUUCAGAGGUGUUAGAUCUGUCAUUGGUCUGAUCAUAGGUGUAAAAGUGAAAUUUGUGUGGAUGGAACCCCUGAAUGACCAUGAGUUAUAAUGAGCUGAUGUCUCGCUCCCUGAGGAUGGCAUUACACCAAAAGUUGGAGAUAACCGUCUCUAACCGAUUUGCAGAAUCUGACAUUGCAUGUUUGAUUCUAUAUGCAUUCUAUGUAUUGUAUUGAGAAUGUGUAAAUAGUCUACUUACUAAUGUUAGGAUCUCCCUGCCAUGCUUAAAAUGGCCAGCAGGUGGUGAUCACAGACCACUCUACAGUUUUAACUAGGAACCUUAUCUGCUGAUAGCCAUACUGAUAUUGGCAGAGGGUUUGCUUAGUUAACUAGGUGUAUUGGAUUAGUUAUAUCCUAGACAUAUGAGGCAUGUAACAAUCAUAACUCAUACAGGAAUUUGUUUUGUUGUUUAGUUUUAAUUGUACUAGAUGUGAAAAUGUGGGGAAGGUGGUGGCAAGUGCCCUCCCUGCGCACAAACUGAGAAAUUCCUUUAGAAUGCUGGAGGGAGGUUCAUUUAAUGUUGUAUAGGAUAUUAAAAGGAAGCCCUUUCUAUUUUAAUUAGUACAUCAAUACAUAUAGUUUGUAGUGUGGUGGUGUUUGUGUUUUUUUUUGGGGAGGUUGGUGGGUUUUUUUUGGGGGGGGUUUGACCGUUCACACUUAAAUUUCCUUAGCCAAGUAAGCUAUAUUUUUGGUUCCACCUUCUUGGCCUAACAUUCAAAAUUAAUUUUUAAUUCCCAACUGUUUACAAUUUAUUGAACAUCCAGCCUUGUUUGUUUAAAUUGUAACAGGUUCUUCUUUGGGCGAACUGGUGAAAGCUGGGAAUGAGUUGCUGAAGUCUUCAGUAGAGCCGAAGGUUUUUGGACUGUGAGCAUCGUCCGUAGCAACUAGCUCCUCCUCCAGUAUAGAAAGAGGCUGGAAUUGUGCAGAAGUUCGGAAUGUUCUUAAUAAAGUUCAAAGUUUCUACCAUACAACUCCUCCUUAUGUUAGCAGAACAAUAAAAAAAAAAAAGUGAUUGUGUCUGUGUCCUGAG
Molecule: messenger RNA, 41826 nt
Organism: Pelobates cultripes (western spadefoot toad)
Lineage: Eukaryota; Metazoa; Chordata; Amphibia; Anura; Pelobatidae
Source: the annotation of a GenBank genome assembly